UCUACCGUUCUUCAUUCUUUAGCGGCGAAGUAACUCGGACGUAGUGUGUGUACAGUCACUUUUACAUAUUCUUUUGAAUUCAAUCAGUGUUUUACUUGAUCUUGAAUGCUUAUUAUUCUAUAUAAUUUUUCAUACUAUUAAAGGUGGUUAUACGGACUUGAGCAAAUCAGUAUUAUAUUAGGUGACCAAACUGAAACUAUCAGUGCCAUCUAUUGCAUUACGGAAUCCUGAAAAUAAAGUAGAACAUUUGUAAUCAUGAAAUAUAUAAAAUCUACAACGCUGAACCAUCAGAAAGUUUAUACAUCUGAACUCUUGUACCCCAAACAUAACAAGUGAACAAUGAAGUCUUAUUGGGUGAUACUCUGGUCACUAUGGGCGAUGCGACUGGUGCGGCAGCCAACGGCGCCCGUACUCGUCAGCGGAGGCUGGUUGCGCGGCCAGGUGGCGAGAGACGGCUCUCAUGUGAGAUACACGGGCAUACCCUAUGCUGCGUAUGAAGACAGAUUCCAGGCUCCACACUCCAACGUAUCCUGGAAAGGCAUAUUAGAUGCAACCGAAGAAAAUAUUAGAUGCUCCCAAAGAUUUACCGAAAACCUGAUUUCAGGUAUAGAAGACUGCCUCACUGUUAACGUUUACACACCAUUAGAAACUACGAAUGAACUAAAACCUGUCAUGGUGUAUAUCCAUGGUGGAGGUUUCAGAGAUGGCUCAGGAUCACCCUUUCUCUACGGACCAGAAUAUUUAGUCAAACAUGACGUUAUACUAGUUACAUUUAACUAUAGAUUAGAAAUUCUUGGAUUCCUAUGUCUUGGCAUCAAGGAAGCUCCAGGAAACGUUGGACUUAAGGACCAACUUGAAGCUUUACGUUGGAUAAAAAAGAACAUAAGAAAAUUUGGAGGAAACCCUAAUGAUAUAACACUGUUUGGUGAAAGUGCCGGUUCGGCAUCAGUGUCACUCCAUAUAUUAUCACCGAUGUCUAAAGGACUGUUCCACAAAGCGAUAAUGCAGAGUGGUUCUUCUAUUUCUCCUUGGAGCUUACAGUUUGAACCAAUCAAAACAGCUAAAUUAUUAGCCAAUCAAAUGGGUUACAAUAUAGAGGAUCCUCACGAGCUAUACAAAUUGUUCAAGAACAAAUCUGUUAUAGAAUUGCUAAGUACACGUAUUCCUAGAAAUAAUGGAGAUAUAGUGUUAUCAGAAAAUAUAUUCGUUCCUUGUAUCGAGAAAAAAAUUCCAGAAGCUAACCAGUUCCUACCUGAUUCUCCAUAUAAUUUAAUCACCAAAGGAAAUUAUAAUAAAGUUCCACUUAUUAUAGGGCAUACUAAUGCUGAAGGGUACAUGUUUGUCGGGAAGGAGAAUGAUACGACCAUGCGUAAUUUUAAUACAUUUGGCUCACUUCCACGAGAUUUAUUAUUCCCGACUAAUUUAGAAAAGAAAGAGACAGCAGAUCAACUUAAAAGGCUUUACUUUAAUGAAUAUGAUACAGAAAAUGAUUUCUUAGCAAAAUUAUCUAAAUAUGAAGGUGACAUAGGCAUUGUAUACCCCGUUACCAUCACAGCUGUGCUUUUAUCACAAUCUAUGGAUUAUCCGGUAUACAUGUACAAAUUUUGUCGGGAUGGAUGGAUGAAUCUAGUAAAAGCACUCUUCAAAUUCUGGAGGUAUCCUGGAGCCACUCAUGCUGAUGACCUUUUCUAUAUUUUUAAAAUUGGUGUCACUUUACCUCAGUCGUUUAUUGAAAUGAAGACUAUAAAUAGAAUGACCACCUUGUGGACAAAUUUUGCAAAAUAUGGAAUGCCCACGCCCAAUGUAACGCAACUCUUGCCAAAGAAAUGGUAUCCACUGGAUGUAAGGAAACCAGAACUACUGAUCAUAGACAAGGAGUUUUCAACAGAACUACUGUGGAAUGAUCCCAGCUUACGGUUUUGGAACAGAACUUACACUAAAUAUAGGAGAAAAACGUGAAUAUGUAAUACUUAGAUAAUUUUUUGUGGUGCUGUAAACUUUUAGAUUUAAAGAUAAUAAUUAUGGCAUUUUUAUAAAUAUGUAAGAAUAAUGUUUUAUAAAUACACACAAUAAAACUUUAAAUAUUA
Maniola jurtina (meadow brown) is the source of this 2087-nucleotide messenger RNA. Its product is annotated as acetylcholinesterase-like. The transcript is spliced from 4 exons. NCBI's taxonomy places the organism in Eukaryota, Metazoa, Arthropoda, Insecta, Lepidoptera, Nymphalidae. The coding region runs from base 340 to 1959 and encodes 539 amino acids. The record is from RefSeq and is a predicted model, not a curated record.